UAUGUGCUGUGUUCUGUGGGUAAAAUCAAACCAAAUAAAUAAAUACGAAAUACGAAAAGUUUGAAAAGUGAUGCUAAUCUCUAUAAUUUUAUUUAUUUUGUUGUAUUUUAAAACAGUGGGAUACAAUAUUUAACGAAAAAGUCCUUCUGUGACCUGUGAAGCCGAAAAGUGACUAAAAAACUUCAACAAAAUGUCGACUUAUCUUUACUGUGAUAACAAUGUUAGAAUUUAUGUGUAGAUAUUUGAUAUAAUGAGCAAAUCUAAAACAUCUAAAAAAAUUACGAAAUGCAAUCUUAAACAGACAGACAUAUUUACCGCUUUUCAAAAUUGGAAAUCCAUCAAAAAAGAAAGGGACAUGAAAAAAAUUGCAUUAUCAGCUGAAAUAAUAGUAAUUUCUGAUUCUGAUUCAGAAUCAGAAAUUGAAAGAACUAGCUGUACUAACAGUUUUCCAAAGAAGAAAAGACCACUUGCACAACCAUUUUCGGAUGAUGAAGAGGAACAAGUUACAACAAAUUUUCCACCAUCGAAACAAGUGAUAGUGAAAAAAGAGGAUAUCUCGGAAGAUGCUGAAACAAAUAUUUUGCCAAAAUUAAAAAGACCUCUAUCACAUAGUUUCUCUGAUGAAGACACAGAAGAAAAAAUUCCAAUUAAUUAUACAGGGUUCAGUAAUGAAACAAUUCCAAUUGAAUCAGGAGACAGUCCAAUGUAUCCCGCUGCUUGUUCAACACCCCGUCCUGUAUCAAAUCUUGGUGAUGAUUUAGAUACUCACGUCGGUCGGGAAAUCUUGGAUAUUUCCCAAAUAGAGAAAAGUGGUUGUAGCCCAGCUACCUCUACUGAUUCUGAAAAGACGGUAGUAGAAAAAGAAGUAUCACACACAGGAAGGGUUCAAAUAAUAAAUGCAGUAAUCAUUAAACCGAACAACAGUAGUUUUUAUACAAAUACUACAGUUCAAGCACAGUACUCCAGUAAUACCGAAAGCACUGGAAGUCCAUCGGGUAGUUGUUCUAGAAAUACUACCGUUAUUCCCCAGUGCUCCAGUAGUACUACAAGCAUUGCAGGUACUAGUAAAAAAAGAAGCAUUCAACAGGAAAAAGAUGCCAAAAAACUUAGAACAAUGAACACAGAUGCAGCUUCAACAUCAGAAAAAUUUCAGCAAAAUAUGGUUUCUCAAGAAUUUAGAAAAAAUGGGUCCACAUCCACUUCUACAUGUAAAUGUGAUUCGAGAUGGCUGUCUAAGGAAAACAAACCUGAUUGCAAUAAGAAUAAAAGAAAGAGUGACUGUCCAAGACUAGGAGAGAUCAAGAAAUGUGUUGUAGCAGAUAAAAAAGGAGUAAAAGCAUUAGGAAAAGAUAGCGUUCAAAAAAACCAAAACAAGAAUACACAGCAACAAGUUGAUAAUACUCUAAAAGUGUCAUCGAAGGAAAAUGUACAUAAUUAUUCUAAAGGCGGCAGUACAACCGAUAAAAAUGAGAAUUUGCUCCUCACUGUGAACAAAGCAAUCGAUAGCGACAGAUCGGGUGCUAAUAUUUCUCCCAACCAGAACUGUUCCUGUAGAGAAAUAAGUCCGGAAACGGUAUCAAAAUGUGAUAAGACUGCAAAUAGUAAUGGUAGCCCAAAGAAAAGCUUGGACAAUACAAGUUCUUCUCCAGGCAAAAAUAUCGUACCAAAAAAGGAAGAGAAGAAGAUGAACACAGAGUCGCUCAUAUUAUUAACAGGUUUGUUUAAGACUGUUUUUUCCUCUAAGCAUGUAGUAAAUAAUCUUCUAGAAACUGAAAGAAAGUUGAUUAAAAACUUUUUAUUAAUGGACAUUAAAUUCCAAUACGUUUGUUUGAAGCUUUUUACUAGGCAGAGGAAGUGGUACAAUGCUUUUAAAUUCUGCAGACUUAUUAAUCUUGACAUGGAGGAGACUGAGGUAUGUGAAAUGGUCAAGAUUUUUGAACAACAUCAAAUUGUCGAUACAACGUAUAUGGACGAGAGUGUACAGUAUUUAUUGCAACACCUCGACAACAUCGACUUAAGAGGUAUUUGCGACAAGUUCAGACUUAAAAAAACUUUAAGCACAAAGGAGGAAAUGGUCAGAUAUUUACUAAAAUAUUCUAAAACCCAAUCCACAUUAACUAUUCAGAAAAGUACAAAUCAAUUAUUAUUAGAAGAAAUAGAACGUAGGAUGGGCAGGUGUAUCAGACUAAGCGAAGCAUUCCAUAAUGCUUUCUAUUCCACUUAUGCCCUUGGAACUUUUGUCAAUGGUAUGUUUUUAAAUAUAACUGAUUACUUUUCCAUUAUAUUGUGGAAGAAGGCGGAAUUUCCUGACUAUCCCAUCGAUGAAUAUGUUAUAUUUAGCAGCAGAAAUGAUUUUGUCAGCUACAUUAAGGCAAGAAAAUAUCGAGAUGAAUUAGAGAAGUGUACCGACCACUUACUUAGUUUACAGCUAUGUAAAACGAUCUUUGGGGAAUUGAAGACGCUAGAAGAUGACAGGAGUGACGUCGAGAGAUUCGAGAAUGCUCCACAUCUAAUUCGAUACACGGCGAAAGCAGUAUACGUCAGCACACUCUCCUUCAUGGCCGAAAGACUCUAUUCAAAAUUUCCAUCUGAUGUCAAGGUGUGGCUGGAAUACAUGAUCAAUAAGGUGAAUUGCCCGCACAAAAUCGGCCACUGGUACUGCCUUUUAAUUUGGCUGUACAUGAAGUACUUGAAACCCUUUAAUUAUGACCACGCCGCUCAAUUACUGAUCGAGGUGCUGGGUGAGAAGAGAGAACAUUUAUCCGAGGUCCAGCUGUAUCAGUUGCGCAAAAGAGGGGAGCAGCUGAACUGCACUAUAAAGUAUAAAAUACUGCUGAUGAAUCAUGAUCUCAUCGCUGAGCUAUUGCCGAAACGUAUCAGAGUGGAAAUGUUUCCGGAAAACCCCGUCAAUGCGAAGGCUAUAAGAAGUAACGUUUCAGGAAAAAAACGCAAUUACGAGGUAAGAGAUGCGGAGGGAAACAAAAUCAUAUACAAAGUAGAGGAUAUCGCCUUAAACGACUACCUGGAGCGGCUUCGUUACACAGGAGGCGUCCACUGCGAGGGUUCCAUCAUUAAGGCCACGUUUACGCUGUUCUUCUUCGACAUCAUUUACAGCGCUAAGAAUAGCAUACCUGGAACAUUCGUAUCAAAGAUACAAUGUGAGCCUUUAGAUAUGAAUACUCGCUACUUCUAUCCAAACCGAAAAGUAGAAAUAGAUAAACGCUUGAGAGAAAUCGAAAGCGAAUGGUCUGAUGCCAAAAUUAUAAAAUUUCUCAAGGAUAAUUAUGAAAAACAUUCGCAUGAGUUUGCAGUGUGCGAGAUCGGUGUCAUUAUAAGUGACGUCAAAUUUCUCCAGGAUUUGGUUGAUUGCAUUGGACGUAAAGUCUUAGCUAAAAUAUACGAACGAUUGGUAAAAAAUUUCAGGGAAUACAGGAGCGGUUUACCGGACCUGCUAGUCUGGAAUGUGGAUAGAAAAGAAUGUAAAUUCGUGGAGGUCAAAGGGGAAAAUGAUAAACUGUCUGUGAACCAAACAUUAUGGUUGGACUAUUUACGUAAAAUCGGGGCAAACAUAGAAGUCUGCCAUGUACAUUCCAUCGGUUCUAAGCGGAAAUUGAAAAAAGUGGUAAAAAAUCUUGAGGAAGCAUCCACGUCAUCGUCUUAAGUUAGUAAAGUGCCAUAAUCUUUUUUUUGAUGAUAGUGAGUGUCGACCACAUUUAAAUUUUACGUCUUGACACAGCCAUGUCGAAAUAUACGCAUUUAAUAUUUUUUAUAUUUUUAUAACCUUAAGUAAAGAAAUCUACAGUUAUUUAUAGAAACGAAAGUAUCACUAUAUUUUUAUAGUACAAAAUUACAAUGUCGGUUUUUUUUUAUUUUAUGCAUUGAUAAUUUUGUCAACUUUUUAUUUUUCAAAAUUACUAUUAUACUUAUAUUUAAAUAUAUAUUUUUUGUAAUACACAGGGCAUCAGCCUAUUAAGAAUUAUAUUUUUACUUUUAUUCGAGUUUUGAAAUAUGUUGUUUU
This is a messenger RNA of Anoplophora glabripennis (Asian longhorned beetle), 4018 nucleotides long. Its product is annotated as fanconi-associated nuclease 1. Gene Ontology annotation, molecular function: flap-structured DNA binding; 5'-flap endonuclease activity; 5'-3' exonuclease activity. Bases 251 to 3661 code for a protein of 1136 amino acids. Lineage: Eukaryota; Metazoa; Arthropoda; Insecta; Coleoptera; Cerambycidae. Gene Ontology annotation, cellular component: nucleus. The record is from RefSeq and is a predicted model, not a curated record. Gene Ontology annotation, biological process: interstrand cross-link repair. The transcript has 9 exons.